Messenger RNA from Mollisia scopiformis, 252 nucleotides. RefSeq names its product ankyrin. Gene Ontology annotation, cellular component: nucleus; cytoplasm. The record is from RefSeq and is a predicted model, not a curated record. Gene Ontology annotation, molecular function: protein binding. The transcript has a single exon. The annotation marks the transcript as partial. NCBI's taxonomy places the organism in Eukaryota, Fungi, Ascomycota, Leotiomycetes, Helotiales, Mollisiaceae.
ACUCCAGUAUCGUGGGCUGCGGCCAACGGAUGGAUAGAGUACUUGAAGCAAAGCAAAAGCACGGGUCUUGACAAAGAAGACAAAAUCGGAAGAACUCCGCUCUCAUGGGCCGCGGGGAGCGGCCAGAAAGAGACCACUGAACUCCUACUCAAUGAAGGAGGGACAGAUAUCAACAAAAGGGACAACGAAGGCAGAACACCACUAUCAUGGGCGGCUGAGAAUGGCUGCGACGAGACUGUGAUAAUGCUUCUG